Molecule: messenger RNA, 1695 nt
Organism: Verticillium dahliae VdLs.17
Lineage: Eukaryota; Fungi; Ascomycota; Sordariomycetes; Glomerellales; Plectosphaerellaceae
Exons: 1
Coding region: 1-1695 (564 amino acids)
Source: RefSeq, a predicted model, not a curated record
AUGUCAGCAGGAGGGGACAGGAGCCCGAAACGCGACGCGAGCCCUCAAGCUGAGGCGAGGCGGGGAAGGAGCGCUGGCGCAUCACAAGACUGGAAGCACAGUGGAUUCGACUCUGACAGUGACGAUGGCCCGGCGGCGCGGGGCGACAUCAAAGCCACCAAGUUCCACGGAGACCGAGGACGAACCACCGCCGGCGGCGGCCGAGACGGGUCUAGACAGGGACCGCUGCGCAGUAGGGAUGCCAAUCUCAAGUCCAAGAGCGCAGCUGGCCGCAAACGAGGCCAUGCAGACAUGUCAGACGAUGCCGACGUUCCCGCUGAACGGAGCGCCAAGCGGAGGGCGUCUUCGCCGCGCGAGCAGGGGACUGGCGGGCGCCAUCUUGAAGAUGUCUUCCACCAGACCAAGGUCAAGGCCAGUCAGAGGAAAUACGGCGAACGAGGGACCACAAAGCAAACAGGUCUUGGCGCGAAGUCAACGACGCCGGAAGCGAGUCUAUCUUCGUCACCGAAUGAAUCUCGCAGAAAGACAUCGUAUAGAGCUCCUGAUGCGCUACCCAUGAGCCCAUCAGGUGAAGAUGCCGAGAGAAUCCCGAAAAGGAGGAGCUCGAGAUUCAAGGAACCCGACUCGCUACCCACAAGUCCAGAUGACAAGCCGGUGGUUAAAAACGGCUACAAAAAGUGCGCGCCACUACCUCGGGAUACGUCACCGAAACGCCCAACAUAUAAGAAGCCCGAACUACUCCCCGGCAAGUCGGCUCCUGCUCCUCGCCAGAAUGACUUGUCCGUACCCUAUGUGCCUCCGCAAGGCAAGCCCGCCAUUCGAAUACCAGGUCGACGGAAAAAGGCGAAAAGGGCAGAAGCCCUCCCAGAACCCAAGGUCUUCGUCGCCGGAAGCACAUUCAGGUUACCGGCGAGCCUCCCCGGCAUGGGCCUCGACGACUUGCUCGGAGGUCCUUACGAAGCAGCUUCACCGGGCACCCUGAGCCUGGCGAGUGACGACGAUGACGCCAACGAAGAAGAAGACGAGGAGGAGGACAGCAACGCCAGGCCCACCAGGGCCACCCCGACCAAGUGCCCCAUGUGUGAUUUGGCCGUCGACGAGGACCUGCUGCGCACCUUCUCCAAAGGCCGGCCGCUCAGCAUCAGCCAGCAGAUCAAGUUCUGCCGCCUCCACAACGCCAAGACGGCCCGGGCGACCUGGCUCGCAAAGGGCUACCCGGACAUCGACUGGGAGGCGCUGCCGUCGCGGUUCGCCGCGCACGAUGGGGCCCUGCGGCGCAUCGUCCACGGCGACGCCUCGCACUACCGGUCCGUCCUCGCCGGUAGGGUCUCGGACGGCCGCGAGCGCACGCUGCGCGCGACGGAGCGCAGCCUGGCGCCGGGGUACUACGGCCCGCGCGGCCUGCGCGUCAUGUCGGAGCACCUCAUCAGCCGCUUCGCGUCGGCGCUGCGCCGCCGCGCCGUCGAGGACGAGCUCGUCGCCGCGCGCGGCAGCGCCGUCUUUGUGUCCACCGUGCUCGUGCCCGAGCUCGCGUCGCGGCUCAUCAUGGAGGACUUGGCCGUCGGGGCCGACGAGGCGCACCGUGUGCUCGAGGAGAGCGUACCGAUCGGUGACCUGCUGCAUGAGGAGAUUGGGGAUGUCGUGGUUGACGUGGGCGAAGCAGACGACGACAGCGAUGACAAUGUCUUGACGUAA